Molecule: messenger RNA, 1449 nt
Organism: Dothidotthia symphoricarpi CBS 119687
Lineage: Eukaryota; Fungi; Ascomycota; Dothideomycetes; Pleosporales; Dothidotthiaceae
Exons: 5
Coding region: 1-1449 (482 amino acids)
Biological process (GO): RNA (guanine-N7)-methylation
Cellular component (GO): nucleus; tRNA methyltransferase complex; cytosol
Molecular function (GO): tRNA (guanine(46)-N7)-methyltransferase activity; protein binding
Source: RefSeq, a predicted model, not a curated record
AUGGUUUUACCAUUUCAAUGUCUUGUCGCUCGCAGCGGACCUACGGCGACAUCGCAUGAGUGGACGCUGUUUGGCGCAAGCAGCUCAAAACUCGUUGUGCAGUCCAGCAAUGGAGACAGAUCAAUUUGGCCAGAACAAGAUGACCGUGUAAGACAAGAGGAUGAGACCCAAGAACCACCCGGAAAACGAAUCAAAUUGUCAGUCUCGAAAGACACAGAAAAAAAGCCGAACUUCUUGUCUUUGGUCUUGUCAAACGACGGGCAGUAUCUAGUUGGCGUCACAGGCGAAGACAAGUGCAUCCGUGUAUUCCAGAUCGACUCGCAGAACCGUCUACAGCAGCUAAGCGAAAGGUGCAUGCUCAGGCGGCCUUGUUCGAUUACUCUAUCAUCGGACGACUCCACCAUCCUAUGUGCUGACAAGUUUGGAGAUGUGUAUGCUCUUCCACUACUGCCAUCACCUGACGAAGAACGGCCAGAGACUCCUGUAAUCCAAGAGCCCGUCGAGACUAAGGAGGAUACAUUCGCACCUGCUGCCACUGUUCUCACCGUUCACUCAGGAAGAAACAGGAAGACACUAGAAGAACAGCUGAAACAGAAAGCCAAAGGCCCUGCUAAGCCCAGAGAAAUCAUUAAGUUCAAGCACGAUCUUCUCCUUGGGCAUGUCUCUAUGCUUACAGAUAUUGUAUUCGCAAAGACGGACUCUCGUACCUAUAUCAUAACAGCAGAUCGAGAUGAGCAUAUCCGGAUCUCACGCGGACCACCCCAAGCCCACAUCAUCGAAGGGUUCUGCUUUGGACAUGAAGCGUUCGUGAAUCGACUCUGCCUGACACAGUCUGGAUCGCUCGUGUCUGGGGGUGGAGAUGACCACCUGUUUGUGUGGGAUUGGAAGAAUUACCAGCUCAUUGAGAAACUUCCUAUUCGAGAUGUCGUGUUGGACCAUAUCAAUUCCCGUGCAGAGCUCGGCUCAGCAGCAGCAGACAAGGAUAACUUCAAAAUCGCGGUUACUGGGAUAUGGAAUGUACCGAGUAGCAGUAGCAAGAACGACGAGAUCUUGGUGGCCUGUGAAGGAAUACCCGCUUUGUUUCACUUCAAUAUCGGUUCUGCCGCGACGACUGAUACCGCAAUACCUCUAAACGGCAAUGCAUUAGAUGUGGCCUUUGUUCAGACAUCUCAAAAAUCGUGCACGGUUUUUGUCGCUAUCGACCAUGUACACAAACCAGGUUCCACAGUACUGGUCCGAGAUGAUCAGAAUGCCCCUCGUUUACAGUGUUUCUCAAACACAGAUGGUCGUUGGCAGGAGGAUGUAACCACAGAGGAAGCUGUAGGAUGGUUUGGCAGCCAGGGACAGGAAGACAGCAGAGCUGGUCCUGAGUUGAUUGAUGAGAAAGCAUUGCGAGACAUGCUCUACAAUGUGGAGAACCUUAGGAAGCGUCCAGGCGCGGAGGAUUAG